CUUGCCAAAGAUAGAAUAUGUCAUGAGUAGUCCGCCCUUCAUUUUAUCUCACUGUAGUGGGGAGGAGUGUUGGAAGGAUUGUUGUGUGAUAUUACAGCCUUUGAUGGUGCAACAUCAAGAUAGAAAAAUGUCACUUUGAAAUAACGCUUCUGAGCGUGGUCGAACAUUUGAGCAUCGUAAUGCGUCUAGCAUUUGUACAAGCAUAUGUGGAUUCAGCGGGCUACUAAUCAACGAAGUACUUAUAGUAAUUUACUUACCUGGUGCGAGGAAUAAUAUGUCAAGACCGAUGAGUGACGAAAGUCAUCCUCGGACCUUGUACGUCGGUAAUCUGGACGCUUCCGUGUCAGAAGACCUGCUAUGUGCCUUGUUCUCGCAGAUCGGUCCCGUCAAAGGCUGCAAAAUCAUUCGUGAGCCCGGAAAUGACCCUUACGCAUUUCUGGAGUUUACGAAUCAUCAAGGGGCUGCUACAGCCCUUGCUGCUAUGAACAAGAGGCUAUUUCUGGACAAGGAAAUGAAGGUAAACUGGGCGACAUCUCCAGGUAAUCAACCUAAACAAGACACUAGUAAUCAUCAUCACAUUUUUGUAGGGGAUCUGAGUCCUGAAAUUGAAACUCACACACUUCGGGAAGCUUUCGCGCCAUUUGGAGAAAUCUCUAAUUGCAGAAUUGUUAGAGAUCCGCAAACUUUAAAAUCUAAAGGUUAUGCGUUUGUUUCAUUUGUGAAAAGAGCAGAAGCAGAAAAUGCAAUCGCGGCGAUGAAUGGUCAGUGGUUAGGAAGCCGCAGCAUUAGAACAAAUUGGUCUACAAGAAAACCUCCACCUCCUAGAAACGAAAGGCCGCGUCAUGCGAAUAAUAAAUUGCACACAUUUGAUGAAGUGUACAACCAGUCAAGUCCAACUAAUUGUACAGUCUACUGUGGAGGUUUCAGUAGUGGUAUAACAGAAGAACUUAUGCAGAAAACUUUCUCACCAUUUGGAACGAUACAAGAUAUUAGAGUUUUCAAGGACAAGGGAUAUGCUUUCAUCAGAUUCUCAACUAAAGAAUCAGCAGCACAUGCCAUUGAGGCCAUUCACAAUACAGAAAUUAAUGGUCAGACAGUUAAGUGUUUCUGGGGAAAGGAAAGUGGUGAUCCAAAUCAUGCUCAGGCUGGAAUGGGCCAGCCAGCAGCAGGUGGAGCACAGUAUCCAUAUACUUAUGGUCAACAAAUGGGUUAUUGGUAUCCACAGAGUUACCAAGCAGCUGCACAAAUGCAGGGACAGUAUCUUCAAGGAAUGCAACCGGGUUAUGCAUAUGGUGGUGGGCAGUUUGGCUAUAGCCAAGGCUACAUGACAGCAGGCAGAAUGGGUGUGCAACUACCGACAGCUACUUGGCAGGGAGUUCCAGCUCAGCCACCAGUCCCUCCUCAGCAAAUGCCUCAAGGAACUGCUAUGCAACAGCCUGGGGCUGGCAUGGUGGCAUACACAAUGCAGCAGUUCCCAACGCAGUGAUGUGGAAUUUGUAUAAACUUGGUAAACUGCUGCUGCACAGAAAAAAAGAGUAUCUUGUUUAUAAGCAGAGGUCUGCAUAAUGCUACUCAACCAGCUCUUGCCUUAAGAGAGGGAUGGGAACAUGGUUUUGCUUCUUUUCCAGUAACAAAUGCAAGAUCAUUUCGUAGUAUGUGCAAACUCGUGUUUAUAGUUGGUUUUUGCAACAAACUAAUGGUGUGUAUUAUUAAAAGUGGAGAACAAUAUUGCAUCUGACAGGCACCUUACCAUUGGCCAUGACUCCACUGCAGGACUAAAGCAGACAUGUUCUGUUCAGUAGCAACAUUCAUGGCAUAUAGUGUUGUGUUUUAAAAAGUAAAAAAAAUCAUAAAAGAUGUGUUUACUGAAGAGAGAUGUAAAAAGUGAUAAGAUUUUGUAGAUUUGCUAGAUGACAACG
Messenger RNA from Schistocerca cancellata (South American locust), 1919 nucleotides. It is a transcript of the gene Rox8, whose product is annotated as nucleolysin TIAR. The coding region runs from base 275 to 1486 and encodes 403 amino acids. Gene Ontology annotation, molecular function: mRNA binding. The transcript has 2 exons. Gene Ontology annotation, biological process: regulation of mRNA stability; nuclear-transcribed mRNA catabolic process, nonsense-mediated decay; cytoplasmic stress granule assembly. The record is from RefSeq and is a predicted model, not a curated record. Gene Ontology annotation, cellular component: cytoplasmic stress granule. Lineage: Eukaryota; Metazoa; Arthropoda; Insecta; Orthoptera; Acrididae.